AAAAGAAAAAAAGAAAGGCGACUCACCAGGAGCAGCCAAGCAGCACCAGAGCCGACACGGCUGUUACGUGCUGAAGCGAGUCGGGGACUGUUCCCUUCGUAAUUAGAUUUUACACAUGAAUAAGGGUUAAUUUUUUACUUUCCGCGUUUAAAGUGUCUCGGACCAGGCACGACGGAACGGUGCGGUCAUUAGCUUAAAAUAAGCGAACCACCAGAACCGCUUUAGCUAGUCUUCACUCUCACUCAGUAGUCGGUUCAGUUUACGUAAAAAAAAACAUUUCGGGUGCAAAUGCUUCUCUAAAACAUCGGGAACUACAUAGAAGCAUCAACACAAGAUGGACUUCCGGUUAUUGUUAAUAGCAUCAUUAUCAGCUGUUCUGCGUGGCAGCUGGGCACAGCAAGAGGGAAGCGUAUGCAUCAAAGCAAACACGCAGUCAUGCGGGGAAUGCAUCCAGGUCGCCGAGUCAUGUGGAUGGUGCUCGGAUGCAGAAUUUCUCACUGUGGGUGAGUCCAAGUCAGCCCGCUGUGAUGACCUGGAGUCGCUGAAGAAGAGAAAUUGUGCAAACAUUGAGAACCCACGGGGAAGCAUCACCAUCGACAAGAACAAGGAAGUGACCAACCGCAAGGAUAAGACUGAGAAGCUGAAGCCUGAGCAGAUCACCCAGAUCCAGCCACAGAAACUCUCCCUGACACUCAGAUCUGGUGAGCCCCAGACCUUCAAGCUGAAGUUCAAGCGUGCUGAGGACUACCCCAUCGACCUCUAUUACCUUAUGGACCUCUCCUUCUCCAUGAAAGAUGAUUUGGAAAAUGUCAAGAACCUUGGUACUGACCUGAUGAGGGAAAUGAGGGAGAUCACCUCAGAUUUUAGGAUCGGAUUCGGCUCUUUUGUGGAGAAGACAGUCAUGCCUUACAUCAGCACCACACCAGCCAGACUCAUCAACCCCUGCACAGGGAACCAGAACUGUACCAGUCCCUUCAGCUACAAGAAUGUUCUGAAGCUGACCAACAACGGAGAUGAGUUCAACAAGCUGGUCAGUCAGCAGCAGAUCUCAGGAAACCUGGACUCACCAGAGGGAGGCUUCGAUGCCAUCAUGCAAGUGGCGGUGUGUGAGGAGCACAUAGGCUGGAGAAACGUGACUCGUCUGCUGGUGUUUUCCACCGAUGCUGGUUUCCACUUCGCUGGCGACGGUAAACUGGGUGGCAUCGUCCUCCCCAACGAUGGCAGGUGUCACCUGGAGAACAACAUGUACACCAUGAGCCAUUACUAUGACUACCCUUCCAUUGCUCAUCUGGUGCAGAAACUCAGUGACCACAACAUCCAGACCAUCUUUGCCGUUACUGAGGAAUUCCAACCUGUUUACAAGGAGUUGAAGAAUCUCAUUCCCAAGUCAGCUGUCGGUACACUGUCCUCCAACUCCAGCAAUGUGAUCAAACUCAUUAUCGAUGCUUACAAUUCUUUGUCAUCUGAGGUUAUUCUGGAACACACCAGGCUGCCAGAGGGCGUGUCCAUCGCCUUCAAGUCUAUCUGUAAGAACGGAGUGGAGGGACCAGAGGAGAAUGGCAGGAAAUGCUCCAACAUCUCCAUCGGAGAUGAGGUGUCUUUUGUGAUUUCCAUCGAAUCACAGAAGUGUCCAGCACACAAUAAAUCGGAGACAAUUAAAAUUAAACCUCUGGGCUUCACCGAGGAGGUGGAGGUAGUACUGAACUUCAUCUGUGACUGCGAGUGCGCCGCAGACGGAGAAGCCAACAGUAAAAUAUGCAACCAGGGCCACGGGACCUACGAGUGUGGAGCUUGCAAGUGUAAUGAGGGGCGUAUUGGACGACUCUGUGAGUGCAGCAAAGACGAAGUCCGAACAGAGGACCUGGACGCCAACUGCAGGAAGGACAACGGUACAGAUAUCUGCAGCAACAACGGUGACUGCGUCUGCGGCACCUGCGAGUGCAAGAAGCGGGAUAAUACAGCAGAGCUUUACAGUGGGAAAUACUGCGAGUGUGACAACUUCAACUGUGACCGCUCCAACAACAAGCUCUGCGGAGGACACGGGCGCUGUGUUUGCAGGAAGUGCGUCUGUGACGCUAACUACACAGGCAGUGCCUGCGACUGCUCCCUGGAUACCUCCACCUGCCUCGCCAAGAACGGGCAGAUCUGUAACGGCCGUGGUACUUGCGAAUGUGGAAUCUGCAAAUGCACCAACCCCAAAUUCCAGGGUCCAACUUGUGAAAUCUGUCCCACCUGCCCCGGCGUCUGCACUGAGCACAAAGACUGUGUGCAGUGCCGAGCAUUUGAGGCCGGUGAGAAGAAGGACACAUGCGAGCGGGACUGCAGCUACUUCCAGCUGAUCAAGGUGAAGGAUCGCGACAAGCUGCCCCAGCCCACAGACCAGAGUUUCCCACUGACUCACUGCAAAGAGCGAGACGCCAACGACUGCUGGUUCUACUACACCUAUGCCAUCAGGAAUGACACCAAGGAGGUCUACGUGGUGGAGAACUUGGAAUGCCCUGCAGGACCUGACAUCAUCCCUAUCGUGGCAGGAGUGGUAGCAGGCAUCGUUCUGAUCGGCCUCGCUCUCCUGCUCAUCUGGAAACUGCUCAUGAUCAUCCACGACCGCAGAGAGUUUGCCAAGUUUGAGAAGGAGAAGAUGAACGCAAAGUGGGACACGCAAGGAAACCCUAUUUACAAGAGUCCCAUUAACCAGUUCCAGAAUCCCAGCUAUGGGAAUAAAUCCACUGCUCUUUAGGGUGAGAAUCCAAUCUACAAAAGUGCUGUAACAACUGUCGUCAACCCAAAGUACGAGGGCAAAUGAUGGAGCUUUGCCUUCUUUGUGACAACACUGUAUGGAAAAGAGAGAGGGCUUGGGUGAAAGGGAGGGGCGGGUUUUCUAUUGUUCUCACUGUUGAUGUUUGUUUGUUUUUUGUUGUAGCCACCAAAUGAUAGCAAAGCAUUUUGCCACUAUUUCAGUGUGUUGUACUAACUUGGUUUUAUUUUCUAUGCAUCGCUUGAAUGUGUACAGUCUGUGUAAAUGUGGGGUUUUGUAUUUUUUUAUUUGUUUGAUUUUAUGCCUCUGCGGAACUUGAGAGAAAAGUGUUGUGAACUGAUUCUAUUUUUUUGUCUUUUUCCUGCCACGGGACUGGCAAAGUAACGAAAAAAGCCCAAGUGUGCCUUUUUCAUAGAACAGUGAAGCCAUCAGUGUUUAAUUGAGGGUUUAAUUUGAUUUUGAUGAUGGGCAACAAAUGAAGUGUUCCUUUUCCAACGAAUCAUGCAUACAACAUUUACGGCAAUCAAGUCACUGACUCACAACCUCAAGUGAGCAAACUUGUUCAGACUGAUUUGUCAUCUGAGAGGAGGUUCCAAUCAUGUGACUGAGUCAAUGUUGCUCUCUUUUUAUGGCGCUUUUCCAUUAAACAGUUCUAGCACUACUACUGUUCGGUUGUGGUAUCAGGCACGUUGUUUUCCGUUACUUCAUAGUACCUCCUCAAUGUGGGUUGCCGCAACGUCGUUUUGGGUGGCUCCGUUAAGGUACCAAAUAAAGCUCCAGGUACCAGGUACUAUCACUAAUAGAAAAGCAGAAAAAAACACCGACAGUCGAGUCAAGUAGUGCUAGAACUGUAUAAUGGAGAAGCGCCAUUUGUUGGACUCUUCAGAUGGAGUGCCAGUAGGCCGUGUGUGGCAGCCAUGAAUUGUGUACAGUAUGUUUUGGGUUCUGUGUAAAGCCAUAUAUGUAUUCACAGAACCAGGUCGAAGAGUUAGUGUUAGUGUUUUUUCUAAAAUCCUGAACAAUCAAUUGAAAGGUCUUUUAUCUAUAAGAUAUUUUCUUGGGUUGCCUUUCUGGGUGAAAGGACAUCAGUGUACAGUAGUUUUAACUGUUUGGCUCCGGGUUUUUACUUUACUUAAUUUAAAAGCCAACUCAGGUCCUUAAUUCUUCACAGCAAUGCCAAAUAUGCAGAAUAUGCCUUCAUUUUGUUUUGCUAACUAAAUUUGCUUAUAUUAAAAUGCCUUAUUUUACUUGUGGAACAUGAAUUGGGGAAAGCUCCCAGUUUUAAUGUCAGUUAUUCCUACCAGCCAUUUGUUGGUGCCUCGAUCAAAUGUUUUUUAUUGAACAUGAACCAAUAGUAAAAUGUCACUUAGAUUAAAAGAUUAGUGCUAAGGGAAUUAAAAAUAGGUUACCCCUAUCACCAUUGUUUUUAAGUGCCUUUUUAAUUUCUACAACACAGUCACAUUUGCAAUUCUGUACUUUUGAAAUUAUUUAUUGAAUAAAUAUUCAAAACCA
Molecule: messenger RNA, 4267 nt
Organism: Solea solea (common sole)
Lineage: Eukaryota; Metazoa; Chordata; Actinopteri; Pleuronectiformes; Soleidae
Product: integrin beta-1-like
Exons: 17
Coding region: 335-2737 (800 amino acids)
Biological process (GO): cell adhesion mediated by integrin; integrin-mediated signaling pathway; cell migration
Cellular component (GO): integrin complex; focal adhesion; cell surface
Molecular function (GO): collagen binding involved in cell-matrix adhesion; integrin binding; C-X3-C chemokine binding
Source: RefSeq, a predicted model, not a curated record